UAUCAAAGUGAGGGAAACAAUGUUUUUGGCGUCCCAUGGCUCUCAGUUCACUUCGCGCUUUUGGCUCGUUUGGUUCGUUCGUUGACCGCGACGUGCAAAAACGAUUUCCAUCGCAUAUAUAAUUUUAGAAUCUAUUUCUGUUUAUAAAUAUAAAAUAGUCGCAUAUACACAUCAGCACCUAAAGCUGAAAUUUCAAACAAGUUACCAAGAAACGUUGGGAAAACUGCAAUAGUUAACCGAGAAAUAGACAAUAUUUUACUAUUCUCCAAGUGAUGUAACCACGAGGAACUUAAAUCCUACUCUCCUAUUCUCUUCUCCGAGCGGUAUCUGCGUCGCACUUUGUUUACUUAUUAGCAAAAACCAAAACAGAGACAUGUCGAAAAAGUGCAGUGUGCGAUCUCUGAGCGACAGUGCUUUGGCGGAACUGGCCAACCUGCUAGUUUCUACCAUUAGCUAUGUGCAAUACGCUCCGGAUGUCCAUCUGGACAUCAACAUCGUUAUGGUGGAGCUAAACGAGUACCUGGCCCAGUUGGGUGCCACCCCGAAUAUAUACCAGGACCUGCUCAGGGUGAUCCUGAGCUCGGAUUACCUGGAUGCUAACAUGCGCUUCACCUGCCUGCAGAUGCUGCUAAACUGCGGGGUCACUUUUCUGAUGACCGAAGUAUUUCCCUUUAGCUACUACGAGAAAAUUCUACAGGUGAUUGCAGCUCAAGGAGCAGGACUACGGGUUCUGAAUAUAAAGGGCAUCUGGGUGAAGGAGGAGCACAUGCACUAUAUGUACGACAUAGUCAGGAAGUGCAAUCAGCUGGUUAAGUUAUACGUUCCCUAUAUUGCCAAUGAUAGGUUGCUGGAGGAGAUCGGAAAGUGCUGCACACGCCUGCAGAUCCUGGACAUCUCCGGCGAAACAGACAUUACAGAAAUCGGGAUAGAUUUCCUGGCUAAAGGAGUUUGUUCACAAUCGCUGACCGUUGUCGAUGUGGGAAUGCCGGGAGAGGAGAAUAUAUGCUACUCGGACAUUGCCUUGAUCCUAGAACACUGUCCCCAAGUGGAGACCCUCUCGACUUACUCCUUCGUCGGAGCUUCCCUAAAGUUCAUCUACGAUAAUAUCGACGAUCGAUUUAAGUGCCGCCUGAAAUACAUCCACGACACGGGCACGGAUGAAGCCACCUUGCAGGUGAUCAUGCAAAUGUGUCCAAAGCUGGAGACCCUUUACUUGGACUCGCCCAAGACAGGAAGCUUGAGAGCUCUUCACACUCGGAAUUUACGGAAACUGAAGAUCUAUAAAUUCGUGGUGGCCGAGUUACUUCCCUUACUGGAGAGACCAAUUGGCAGAAACCUGCGACAUCUUACGAUGAUAAAGGGUUUGGGAAACCUGGAACUAGGAAAGUUAGCUCGUCUCUGCCCCUCGCUAAUCGAUCUCGACUGCUAUAUGAUUGAUAGUCUGUCAUAUGGGCAAGGACACGCCAAGUUCCAGCAGCUGGAGGGUCUGGAGAUCCUAAGUAGCACUAUUAUGACCAGUUCUUUGAAGGCCUUCCUCUGCAAUUCCACGGAUCUCAAGAGAUUGGCUGUGGACACGGUGGAUUUUACAGAUGAGGACAUAAUGAGCAUGUUUAUGCAGCAUGACUUUAAAGUUCUGGAAGACGUGUGGUUUACUUUGGCGCCAGAGCUUACAGUUCAGUCCGUGGAGUUACUAAUGGACAGUUGCCCGGAAUUGCAGUCCGUGGGUCAACUAACUGGCUGGUCCCUAACGCCCGAUGAUUUAGCGCUGAUCCGGGGACUUCUGAAGAGCGGCAAUUCAAGCAUUGUACUGACACCAAACGGUUUUCUACCUUGACGCCUUCAAUAGCCCUUAUGCUGUCUCUCUCCCGCCAAGAGGAGCAAACUUUGUUGUGAACAAAUCAAGUGUUUUGUAUUCUAAUUUGCUUGUGAUAUUAUAUGAAAUAAAGUUGUUUAAAUUUAAA
Messenger RNA from Drosophila eugracilis, 1961 nucleotides. RefSeq lists its product as uncharacterized. Gene Ontology annotation, cellular component: SCF ubiquitin ligase complex. NCBI's taxonomy places the organism in Eukaryota, Metazoa, Arthropoda, Insecta, Diptera, Drosophilidae. The transcript is spliced from 5 exons. Gene Ontology annotation, biological process: SCF-dependent proteasomal ubiquitin-dependent protein catabolic process. Bases 374 to 1834 code for a protein of 486 amino acids. The record is from RefSeq and is a predicted model, not a curated record.